Letharia lupina is the source of this 2949-nucleotide messenger RNA. RefSeq lists its product as uncharacterized. NCBI's taxonomy places the organism in Eukaryota, Fungi, Ascomycota, Lecanoromycetes, Lecanorales, Parmeliaceae. Gene Ontology annotation, molecular function: protein binding. The transcript is spliced from 3 exons. The record is from RefSeq and is a predicted model, not a curated record. Bases 1 to 2949 code for a protein of 982 amino acids.
AUGGAUCCGGUCACCGCCAUCGGCCUAGGCGCCAGCGUACUCCAAUUGAUCGGCGUAGCCGGUAAAGCUAUCAAGUACCUCAACGACAUCAAAAAUGCCCCACGAGAGCGUUUCCGCCUUGCUCAAGAGCUAAAUAGCCUGUACGGGAUACUUAUAGAACUCGAGAAUCGCGCGGAUGAGGCAAAGGCCAGCGGAGAUGACGACUGGUUGAGAGGUGUCCAGUCGCUUACUUUCAAGUUCGGCCCCGUUGAACAGCUAGAAACCGCGCUGGAGCUGAUUGUGAACAAAGUCAAGCCGGUCUCAAGGUUUAAAAAGGUCGGCAAAGCACUUGUAUGGCCAUUUACCAGAAGGGAAGUUGAGGAAUUACUGAGGCAGGUUGAAAGGCAGAAGUCGACUAUCAUUUUCGCUCUGCAGGGGGACCAAAUCAGCCUAGCAAAGGCCAUCAAAGCCGACACCAUGCACAUACCCGCUCUCAUCAACGGAGUCCAGGAUAUGUCAAUCGGAGUGGCGUAUCUACAGGAUCGUCAAGAAGUGGAAGCGGUUCAGAAGGUCGUUGACUGGUUUUCCCCUCUAAGCUUCGGCGACCGGCACAAUGAUGUCCUCUCCCGUCGGUGUGAGGGAACUGGGAGUUGGUUCCUUGAGACACACGAAGCCUCCGCGUGGUUAUCAAGCGCGGGCAAGGCCUCUUUGUGGUGUAGUGGAAUCCCUGGAGCUGGCAAGACCACCAUCGCCGCUAUUGUGACCGAGCACAUCGAGCGAACCCUCAUACACGAUCAAUCUGUUGCCGUCGCCUGCAUCUAUUGUAAUUACAAGGACAAGAUGGUCCAGACUCCAGCCAACCUCCUGGCCAACAUCUGGAUGCAGAUACGCCAGAAAGGAGGACUUUCUCCUGAAGUGGAAGAGCUUUACGCCUCAUCUGUGACCAAAGGAUCUUCUACUCGCCCAAGGCUUGACCAAAUUAUCAAGAUUCUCAAAGCCGAGGUCGACCGGCAUGCCAGCGUCUAUGUCGUCAUUGAUGCUCUGGACGAGUGCGAGCCUGCGUACAAAUUACGGCUUCUCACAGAGUUGAAGGUCCUCCAGCCGAAACUGAAGCUAAUGGUUACCUCCCGCUACUAUGAUGCUUUCGGCGCCGAUAUGGGAGUCGAUACUGAUAUUGAGAUAGUUGCAAGCGAUGAUGAUAUCAAACGUUACGUACAAGAGAGAGUGUCCAUAACUCCUAGACUUGGCCGCUGGAUCGCUGCGGACUCAACCUUGCAAGCGACGAUUGAGACAAAGGUCAUGGAGGCAGCACAGAACAUGUUCCUCAUGGCGAAGCUUCUUCUGGACUCUCUUGUUACCAAGAUGACGCGAAAGGCGCUGCAAAAAGCUGUCGGAGAGCUACCAAAGACCCUCCUCGACACCUACGAUGACGCAUUGAGCCGGAUCUAUAAGCAGAACGAGGAUGAGAAAGAGCUCGCUGAGCGUAUAUUAUCUUGGGUAUCAUACGCUUUCCGGCCUCUGAACAUCAUGGAGCUUCGACAUGCACUUGCCGUAACAACAGGUGAAGACCACUUUGAUGAAGCCAACAUGCCAGACGAGGAAGAUCUCCCAUCUGUUUGUGCGGGGCUCAUCUACAUUGAAGAAGGUAGCAAGAUCGUGCGUUUGGCUCACUAUACCGCGCAGGACUAUCUUGAGAGUAUCCGCGACCAGAAUUUCGUUGAUGCGCGUCGCUUACUAGCAGCGACCUGUCUCACUUAUUUGACUUACGAUGGCAACCGACUUUGCUGCAAUGGCCGGCAUUACGUCUACCGCUUUGGCCGAGAUGGAUAUUACAGCGACAACGUCGAUGGGCUCUUGGGUUGUCCUUAUGCCAUGCAAAUAUCCAAUGCAAGUGAGACAGCAAAGGAUGUAGUAGACGGCGACAAGACUUCCUUCUACCAUGCUCAGAGUGGAACACCGCUAGCACUCUAUCAAUACGCAGCGCACUACUGGGCACGUCACUUAAAAGACCGUCUUGAGAAAGACUUGCAAUCGUUGGCCGUGAAGUUCAUCCUCGAUGACAUGAACCGUCAAAUGGCCCUCGGAGUUCUCCGACAGCUCUGGUGGACCUCACGUAUCAAGGGACCGUUGACAGUCGCUGUGCACUAUGAUCUCCGUCAUAUAUGCCACACCCUUCUAGAAGAGCAAGUUUAUGAUUUAAAUAACGAAGAAGGGGAAGGCUACAAUUCUCUACUCUCAGCCGCCGAGCUCGGACGCGAUCAAGUCAUCAAGCUACUCCUGCAGCAAACAGAUCUCCAAAGCCUCAUAGAUGCCGACCGAGAUUUCGUCCUCACGCCCCUCGAUUGGGUCGCAUGGACCGGUAAUCGUGCUGCCGUUCGGUUUCUCCUACAAAGCGCCGGCCUCAAGCUGCCAGAGAAUGAUGAUCCACUAAUUGAAGGCCUCGAAUCCAUGAACAUAUUCGCUACGAUACCACUCAUUGCAGUCCUCAGCAACGUCUCGACCCUCCAGACAGCACUUUCCCAACCGGGCGCCGACAUCGAAGACCGCGACCCCACGCACGAAAAGACCGCUCUACACCACGCCUCACAAUCCGGUCGCACCGGCAUUGUCGAGCUACUCCUCUCCAAAGGUGCUGAUGUGCGAGCCAGGGACUCCUACGGCGAGACUCCCCUGCACUACGCCGUCGACAGCGGUAAUCUAGAGGUAGUCAAGCUUCUUGUAGAGGCGGGCAGCGAUCUAGACGCGCGCAAUGAGCUCGGGAAAUUGCCGACUGAGAUGCUACGCAUCAGGGCGGGAGACAUACCGUGUCCGAUCCAUCAGGAUGAGCUGUGGGAGGAGACACAUGAGUUUUUGUUUGGGGAAGUGGUGAGGAAGGAGGGCAAGGAAAUGCAGUUGAAGCAGACGGAGAGGAGGGACUUGCGGAAGAAGUAUGGGGCCAGCUGGAGGGAAUUCCAUAAAGAAGCUGAGUAA